Molecule: messenger RNA, 1755 nt
Organism: Penaeus vannamei (Pacific white shrimp)
Lineage: Eukaryota; Metazoa; Arthropoda; Malacostraca; Decapoda; Penaeidae
Source: RefSeq, a predicted model, not a curated record
AUGCAUGCAACAAGGGAGAUACAGGUGCCCAUGCCUUAUAUAAUGAAAGAGGCCCAGGCCUUGGGUAUGGAUUCUGAACAAGUUUCUAAGUUGAUUCAGGAAGAACAAAAGUCCGCUAAAGAGAAGGCUGACCGGGAAGAACGCGCGGCUGAACGUGAGCUUAAGAGAUAUUAUGAAGGGUUAAAGUUACCGACUUUUAAUGAUGGUCAAGAUGACAUCGAUAGUUACUUACAACGCUUUGAAAGAUUUGCAAAGUUACAUAAGUGGAAUAAGGAAGAUUACCACGUGUACUUGGGCUCAUUACUUAGAGGUCACGCGCUUAAAGUUUACGUAUCGUUGCCUGAUGAUACCGUAAGUAAUUACGAAAAGCUGAAGGAAGCUUUGCUUAGAGCUUAUUCCGUGGACGCCGACAUGGAACAACUACUUAGUAACUGUAAUUCUGAUAUGAGAAUCUUUUUGAAGGAACGUGAGUUUGUAACUGCAGUAGAGAUGGCAGAGUCGGCUGACCGAUUUCGGAGCGCACACUUGUACCGCGGUAAGAGAACUAAUCAGACUCCAAUCUUCAAAGCGACCCAGUCAGUUAAGGAAGGUGUGAAAUUGCCAACUGAACCCUAUCCUCCUGAUGAUCCAAGCCUUCCUGUACCUGAUAAAGCUGACCUUCCACCCUCAAUCCUUCCUAACCAUCUUGAUGCUAAGGACCCAAGCAGUCUGAUUCAUCCUGAGACUUCCUCUCCUAUCCUCACCCCCUUUAUUGACAACCAGGUAUGUACAGCAAGCUCUGACGUAAAGAAAACGGAGGCGCGUUUACCUGUAGUUUCAAUGGCGGUUCAAACUCGCGCAAGUAGGAAAAGGAGUGAAGAAAUUAAGUCACUUUCUUACCCCGUUAUGGAAGAAUUAGAUUUGAGUAAAGAUUCAUUUCUUAAGGCGCAGAAUGCAUGCCGUACUUUACAGACAAUCAGAGACAGAGUUGAGACUGGUUCAGUAGAAAAGGUGAAAUCUAGGUCAGUUAAGUAUGAGCGAAUUAAUGGCCUGAUCUAUAGGGUUUGCCUCCAUAGCAAGGACGAACAUGAACUCAAUAACAUGCAGUUAGUUAUCCCUGCAGUAUAUAGGGACAAAGUUCUUCAGCUUGCCCAUGAUUCUUUGAUUGCAGGUCAUUUUUCACACCGAAAAACCAGCUUGAAAGUGUUUGAAAAUUUCUUUUGGCCAGGUGCUGGGGCAGAUAUAAAGAGAUAUUGCAAAUCUUGUCACAUAUGUCAGAAGGUAUCACCUAAGGGGCGAGUUAAAAGGGUACCAAUGAAAACUGUUCCUGUAAUACAAGAGCCAUUCUCAAGGGUGCUAUUGACAUUCUGUAAUGGAAUGGUAGAACGACUUAACGGGGUCCUGAAAUCAAUGUUGAAGAAGCUAUGUUCUGUUCAUCCACGUGACUGGGAUCGUUAUAUACCCGCAACUCUUUUUGCAUACAGGGAAAUGCCAAACGAUUCUCUUAAAUUUUCACCGUUUGAAUUGUUAUAUGGGAGAACGGUGAGAGGUCCUUUGAAUAUAUUACAUGAACUUUGGUCGAAUAAUGAAAUCAACCAUGAAGUAAAGAGUACAUAUCAAUAUGUUACGGACCUUAGACACGUCUUGAAGACUGCUAAAUUAGCUGCUGCUAAAGCAGAAAUCAGUAGCCGAAAUUAUAAAUACUAUUAUGACCUUAAAGCUAAACAUAGAAAAUUAGAAGUAGGUGAUGAAGUUCUUGUUCUCUUUGCCAACUGA